Danaus plexippus (monarch butterfly) is the source of this 3486-nucleotide messenger RNA. RefSeq lists its product as uncharacterized. The coding region runs from base 422 to 2455 and encodes 677 amino acids. The transcript has 4 exons. NCBI's taxonomy places the organism in Eukaryota, Metazoa, Arthropoda, Insecta, Lepidoptera, Nymphalidae. The record is from RefSeq and is a predicted model, not a curated record.
UAAAACAGACUAAUAUCUCGAGUAGCUACCUAUAAGUUAUAACAUUAGAGAAAAGUAUAUAUAGUAAUAUGGGUAGUUGUGUUCACCGGUUACUUAAUCAUUCUUUAUAUUUUAUACAAUAAUGAAAUAAACUAAGGAUCGUUAAUUUGAAACCAAAUAGGUGGAGUUAUAAAUGUGUUCUUUACAAAUCACUGUUGACUAAGGUUUUGAUUUUGGUUGCGUCUGCCGUCUGCGUGUAGCUUCUGAAGACAUUUUUUAUUUACUAUAAAAUAAUUUAAUACCAAACAAGUCACUAGUAUUAGAAAUUGUAAUUUUAUUUUAGUACAUUUAUUGUAUCAUAUUUUAUGCAUUGUAUUUUAUUAUACAUUUAACCUGAAAUGGAAACUUCGGAUUUUGUUUUUAUUAUUAUGAGAUUCUUGUAAUGGAAGCUCCUAAGGGCUCUUCCGAGGGUGAAGAUCUCCCGAGUGAUUUCUUCGAUGAUUUUCAUAAAGACGAAUUUAUAGAUGGUCUUAGUGUUAUCGAUAGUUGGGAUCCAAGUGACAACAAACAAGGACAGUCGCGAUCUAGAAUUAACGCCGAGGCAAUAGACAGUGUUCAAGAUCUUCGUGAGCUUAUUGGAGAUAAACAAGACGAUAAGAAAUAUUAUGAUAAGUAUGAAGAUGAAGUAGAUCAUUACAGAACCAGAGAUCGCUCCUUCAGCGCCCAUCGUAUGGACGGAUACAUCAAGCCCGGUAGCCGCCGAGAUCCAUCUAAAACUAAUGACGCCAUUAAGAGAGACAAGGAGGUUAAAGUGAAGGAGUACUUAGCUAAACAUUUAGAAUCUAAUGAUGUUAUACGUCCUCCUGGAACAGAACUGGACGAAUUUUAUGGUGAACGUGUGCAUGAAGACGCAAGGCGGUCUAGAUACAGAAAACGUCCAUCAUCUAUGAGAGGGUUUAUGGAAUCUCCACCCAGGGAACCGAGGGAGCGCAGAAUAUCACCAUCAUAUAGAUUCCGUUGGGAGUCACCUUCAAAACGUCACCGCAUGUCCCCGCAGCGCUAUCGACGCCCACACUGGAGUCCACGACGACACCAUUAUAAUGACAUGCAUCAUAGCCCACGUUGGAGUCCACAUAAAUCUUAUCAUCACCCGCAUGGUAGUAACAAAAGAUUUCAUAAAUACAGCCUUCAUAGACACAAUUCUGAUUUCACUAGAGAACAUCGAUCAAGAUCACCUUACCAGCGUCUCCAGCAAAGAUCCCGAUCUCCAAGAUCUGUCAGAGAAUACCAUCGAACCCGAUCACAAUCUUUUAACAGAUCUGAAAAGGAGUACCGCAGAUCAGUUUCAAAAUCACACUCUUUCAAAGCUGCCAAAGACAAUUUUCAUUAUCAAAAUGAUCCUUAUCCAACCAAAGGUGAAAUGAUUUAUCAAGGCGACCCAUUUCCUGAGUAUACCAGAGCAGAACCAGAAUAUUCUGGAAAUGUUCAAAGCUACUCACAGGCUAACCCUUAUCCACAGGCUGCGGACUACAGUGGGUAUGUUCCAUAUGAAUAUGGAUCUGCUCCGGCAUUGCCACAGCCUGUUCCAGCGCCCAAUGUAUCCAUGUUACAAGUAGAACAACCUCUUCCCUCCAACACUAUGGUUCCAGCCCUGGUAAAAAACAUUUCACCUGGUUCCAAAAUGCCAUCCACUUCCCAACUAUUAGAAACCGGAAAUCAACCAAAGGAUGCUUUAGCCCAAUUGGUUGCAGAUGGAAAAUUAUCUCACGAAGACUAUUUGAAACUCGCUCCAAAUAAAGGUGGUCCCGUUGUAAACAAUAGUCUUAAAGAGGAGGUACUUCAUCGUUGCUACAGUGCCAUAUCCAAAUUAGAUUCAAUGGUACUACCAAACCAACUUAUAAUCAACAAUGAACUAUUUGGACAAGAAACUAAACAAAUUGCUCCUAAAUUCUGUUCGCCAUUGAAGAGACAGGCUCCUCCCGAGUUUCAAUUUUCCAAGUUCAAUCCGUCAGUGACUUUACAGCAGAAUAAAAAAAUUGUGGACACCAUCGUAUCAACAUUGUCCCUCGAGAAGAUCGUUGGAAUAACGAAGAAGAAAGUAAAGAAGGACUUCAAAGAUGUCGCUGUGCAGACAAGCAAACCGUUUUGUGAUAUGUGUGUUAUACGGGAAUCGACGAAGUUUUGCAGUGUCGGUACGUGUAUAGAUCGCGAGCAAAUCACAACCACUGUUCACACGCAAGUUGUGGAUCAGGAUUUGGUUAGCUCGAAAUCCGUUUUCAAUCCGAGUGGCAGUGUGACGGACGGUGCGACGUUUUCCAUAGCGCAUAUGACCCCAGCACAAUUGGUGUCCCAGCUAGCAGCUCGUGCGAAGACUUUGAAACAAGCGGAACCUCAAGGCUCGAACCAAUAUCGAAGAAACAACUAUGAUCAAGACAGUAGAGGGCAAUAUGGAAGCAGCUACAAUUACCGCUAUUGAACUCCAAAAAUAAAGAUUAUUAAAUGAAGCAUUCAAUUUUCUUUUUAUCUUAUUCUGAUGCAAUAGUGUGGGUAAUAGACUAGCAUUGCCACUGUUGGAGGUGCAAUGUGUUAUAAGUUUAUUACUCUCUAAUAUCAUUAGCCAAACUUUUUAAAAAGAUAUUUAAAAUUGAAUGUUACUCCUCGAAUUCGAGACCCAACUAACUUAACUUUUGAGGGUAGGGUGUAAAAAAAUAUAUUUUUGUUCCAAAUAAAAUGAAUUAUAAUUAAUUUUACGAAAUAUCUUUUUAAAACAUGUUCUCAUGCUUAAAUCUAGGUUACUGUAGAUUAAUAUUUUUAUUGUACAAUUUUUUUAAGAUAUUAAAUAAAUCAUAAAUAAAGAGUUGUGUCUGAUUUGAAUUACGCUAAAAAAGAAAGACAUCCCUACACUGAAGAAUAUUUGUUCUUCUAGUCUGUUGUUCCAUACCACUUGCGGAAUUUUGGACUGGUGACUAGAUGUGCCUACCAACGAUUUAAGAGACAAAACCAUUAAACUAACAGAAUGGCUUAAAAACAAGCCAUAUUCAUUUCCUUGUUCUUGAAUAAGAAUAUUUUCACUCCACCAUCACUUUUUUCAUUUAUCCAACUUAUGUUCAACACCAAAUGAAUAUAAUCCUUUAUGAAACGGUAAGUCAUAUUACGAAAUUCCAUUUCAUUAAAUAUAUAUAUAUUAAUUACUAUGUCAAUGUUACAGGAAGCUUGAAGGAUGAGAAAGCAUCAAUUUUCAAGAAUGCAUGCGUACGAUUUUUCCAUCGCCUUUUGCAUUGAAGUAGUUGGUAAGAUAUGGCGUUUAAGUCUUAAAAUGUUUUAUUAAUUAGAAAUUUCAUACAGAAAUUCCUUCCAAGACUUAUUUAAAUUAAAAACAUUACGUAAAUAUACUCUACAUUUAUAGACCUUGGUGACAAAAAAAUCCUUGUUUAUAAAUAGUUGGUUACUUUUAAAAGAAAAUAUCUUAGGUAUAAAUAAUUUUAAAUAAAUUGAAAUUUUUAGUGA